This is a messenger RNA of Plasmodium coatneyi, 690 nucleotides long. RefSeq lists its product as uncharacterized. The record is from RefSeq and is a predicted model, not a curated record. The coding region runs from base 1 to 690 and encodes 229 amino acids. Lineage: Eukaryota; Apicomplexa; Aconoidasida; Haemosporida; Plasmodiidae. The transcript is spliced from 2 exons.
AUGAAAAAGGAGAAGUCUACCUUGACAGUAGAAGACAACCUUCUUUUAACGCACGCAGUGGCAUAUGACUUGGCUAAUUUGGGUUUGGCCGAGAAACGGCUGGCCCUGAACCUGCUUCAGGUGUUCGAAGAGGCGCGGAGUGCGGAGCGGGGGUUCUACGAGCGGUUAGACAACACGCAGAAGAUUUUCGACGAAGUGGGGGCGGGGAGAACCACUAUGAACGGUGGCAACGGUGGUGACGUCAGUAGUGACAACGCCUCUGUUGGGGGCAAGGGGCCACCUCCCCUUGGAAGACUACCCUCCUCCUCCUUCGUGCAAGUGAAGUCCAAAGGGCCAGUCGAAGAAGAAACCAUCUGGAGAGCCCUUUACGACACGCAACUGAGGAGGUCCCCGCCGAACGAACAGGUGCAUGUGUACUCCCUAGAGAAUAUACAAAAGGAGUUUGAGCAAGCUCAGGCGGAAGCAUUUAUCUCCCAAAUAGCCAUGCUGAAGAAUCAGUUUGAAUUGAAUUUAAGUCACAUGAAGGAGGAGCUACCGAGGGUGAAAAGGUUACACGAGGCUGUAAGUGAAGAACUCGCUUUAGAGGACAGAGUGGGAAAAGGGGGGCUAUCGCGUGGGAGCUACCAAAACGGUGCCCUCAGGGGGAGAGAAGCUGGGAAGGCAGAAAGCGGAAUGAAGGUUCUCUGUUAA